Phyllostomus hastatus (greater spear-nosed bat) is the source of this 5088-nucleotide messenger RNA. It is a transcript of the gene KIF3A, whose product is annotated as kinesin family member 3A. Gene Ontology annotation, biological process: microtubule-based movement. Gene Ontology annotation, molecular function: microtubule binding; ATP binding; microtubule motor activity. The coding region runs from base 133 to 2313 and encodes 726 amino acids. NCBI's taxonomy places the organism in Eukaryota, Metazoa, Chordata, Mammalia, Chiroptera, Phyllostomidae. The transcript has 19 exons. The record is from RefSeq and is a predicted model, not a curated record.
CUCAGUGGAGCCGCAGUCUCGAGAGCGCCAAGGCGGCGUUUCGGUAAUCUUUGGCUAACCUCUCUGGCGAAUCCGGCGUUGUAGGACUGCACCCUGGGCGGAGACGCCCACCGGGCACGGGAGGGAGCCACGAUGCCGAUCAAUAAAUCAGAGAAGCCAGAAAGCUGUGAUAAUGUGAAGGUGGUGGUGAGGUGCCGGCCCCUCAAUGAGAGAGAGAAAUCCAUGUGCUACAAGCAGGCCGUCAGCGUGGAUGAGAUGAGGGGAACUAUCACUGUGCACAAGACUGAUUCUUCCAAUGAGCCUCCCAAGACGUUCACUUUUGAUACAGUUUUUGGGCCAGAGAGUAAACAGCUUGAUGUCUAUAAUCUAACUGCAAGACCUAUUAUUGAUUCUGUUCUUGAAGGCUACAAUGGGACUAUUUUUGCUUAUGGACAAACUGGAACAGGCAAAACCUUUACCAUGGAAGGUGUUCGAGCUGUUCCUGAACUUAGAGGAAUCAUUCCAAAUUCAUUUGCUCACAUAUUUGGUCAUAUUGCCAAAGCAGAGGGUGAUACAAGAUUUUUGGUUCGAGUGUCGUAUUUGGAAAUAUAUAAUGAAGAAGUUCGUGACCUUUUGGGCAAGGAUCAGACACAGAGGUUAGAGGUUAAAGAGCGGCCCGACGUGGGCGUGUACAUCAAAGACCUGUCGGCGUACGUGGUGAACAACGCCGACGACAUGGACAGGAUCAUGACGCUGGGCCACAAGAACCGUUCUGUUGGUGCAACUAACAUGAAUGAGCACAGCUCCCGCUCCCACGCCAUCUUCACGAUCACCAUCGAGUGCAGCGAGAAAGGCGUCGACGGAAACAUGCACGUCAGGAUGGGGAAGCUCCACCUGGUAGACCUUGCUGGCUCAGAAAGACAAGCAAAAACUGGAGCUACUGGACAGCGCCUCAAGGAAGCAACAAAAAUCAAUCUUUCGCUUUCCACCCUUGGGAAUGUGAUUUCCGCCUUGGUUGAUGGAAAAAGCACUCAUGUUCCUUAUCGUAACUCUAAAUUGACUCGUCUUCUUCAGGAUUCCUUAGGAGGAAAUUCAAAGACCAUGAUGUGUGCAAAUAUUGGGCCAGCAGAUUACAAUUAUGAUGAAACUAUCAGCACGUUACGGUAUGCUAAUCGUGCUAAGAAUAUUAAAAAUAAAGCUAGAAUUAACGAAGAUCCAAAGGAUGCUUUGCUUCGUCAAUUUCAGAAAGAAAUAGAAGAACUGAAAAAAAAGCUUGAAGAAGGGGAAGAGAUAUCGGGCUCUGACGUCAGCGGGUCAGAAGAGGAUGACGACGAAGAGGGUGAGCUUGGGGACGAUGGAGAGAAAAGGAAAAAACGAAGGGGCAGUAGCAGCAGCAGUAGUUCAGACUCCACAUGUUCUGUCAUAGAGAAACCUCUGGAUAAGUUCUUGCCUAAUCAAGCAGGUAAAAAGAAAGUUUCCCCAGAUAAGAUGGUUGAAAUGCAAGCAAAGAUUGACGAAGAGAGAAAAGCACUUGAAACAAAGCUUGACAUGGAAGAAGAAGAAAGAAACAAGGCUAGAGCUGAAUUAGAGAAACGGGAGAAAGACCUUCUUAAGGCCCAACAAGAGCAUCAGUCUUUGCUAGAGAAAUUAUCUGCACUGGAGAAGAAGGUAAUUGUUGGUGGUGUUGAUUUGUUGGCAAAAGCUGAGGAACAAGAAAAACUUCUUGAAGAAUCUAAUAUGGAACUGGAAGAAAGGAGGAAGAGAGCAGAGCAACUUCGCAGAGAACUGGAGGAGAAAGAGCAAGAACGCUUGGAUAUUGAAGAAAAAUACACCAGUUUGCAAGAGGAAGCACAGGGAAAGACCAAGAAAUUAAAGAAAGUCUGGACUAUGCUAAUGGCUGCAAAGUCAGAGAUGGCUGAUCUCCAACAAGAACAUCAGAGGGAAAUUGAAGGUUUACUGGAGAACAUUCGACAGCUUAGCCGGGAGCUUCGACUUCAGAUGCUUAUUAUUGAUAACUUUAUACCUCAGGAUUAUCAGGAGAUGAUUGAAAACUAUGUCCACUGGAAUGAAGACAUAGGAGAGUGGCAGCUGAAAUGUGUCGCCUACACAGGAAAUAACAUGAGGAAGCAGACUCCAAUUCCUGAUAAAAAAGAGAAAGAUCCCUUCGAAGUGGACCUUUCCCACGUGUAUCUUGCUUACACCGAGGAGAGCCUGCGGCAGUCCUUGAUGAGGCUGGAGAGGCCUCGGACCUCCAAGGGGAAAGCAAGGCCCAAGACGGGGAGACGAAAGCGUUCUGCAAAGCCUGAAACCGUAAUUGACUCUUUACUUCAGUAAAUGUUACAGACUUAAAGUCUCAAUAAAAACUAGUGAUAUCCUAAUGCCUGGACGAGAUAUUUAAUUAAAACACUGAAGACUUAUGUAAUUUCACGGAGCAGAAGCUGUAAAUCAUGGAGUAAGACUGGAACUCUAGUAGUUUGCCUAAUAACUUUUUGUCUGUACGUAAGUUAAUAUAUUAGAAUUGCACAACUGGUCAUUGUUCAGGUAGCCGUGUCACCCUUCAGUCUGUCCGGUGCGGGGAGGCUGGGGGAGCGGCCCCUGCUCUGGAGAGCUGCAGGCGAAGUGCACUCGUGAGUCUGCUAGUAGUUUGCUCAGCUGCUGUCUGUUCACCCAACUGGGCGUGUUGUGUUCCGCACAUCGAAGGCGGCAGCUCUGACCGCCCCGUGUCGCGCUGUGCCAGGUGAGCGGAGGGGCGGCGCACCUCAGCCGUGAGUCAGCCCUCACGUCCGCCGAUCCGCUGACCUAGGUUCUACUCCCUGUACUGUCAUUUAUUGCACUCUGAGUACUAGAUGAUCUGUAGAUUUGUCAUUUAACAGACAGUCUUUAGAAGUGUACCUGUUUAAAAAGCAAAAGCUGAAGAUGUUUCAGCUAGAUCUCUCUUGACCUUUUUUGCCAUUUUGAGUUUAAGUCAAAUAUACUUUGUUUUGAUUUCAUGUUCUCUUGAAACAUUGAGUUUGUACCUAAUUAUAAAGGAGUCACAGUUGCAAAAAAUUCAGAUGCUAAAUACUGGUUGCUAAUCUCUGCCCAUAUGUGUAUAUUUAAAAAAAAAUCAUUGUGAAGUGUGAUUAAUGGAUGCUGUCAUCUGAGUUCUAAGUUUUGGUGAAAAUUGCUAUGUAUCUUCCAAAACUGAGAAAGUCUCCAUUUUCCAGAAAAUGCAACCAAAGCAAGAAAAGUAGCUUUUAAUUCUUUGCCUUUAAAAUACUUUUUUUCUUUGAUCAUCUUCCUCUAAAAAUGAAAAUAAUUUUUAUUUUAAAGUAAAAUAAGUUGUAAUAGAUAGUAUUGUGAUUUCCCUGUUGGCUGCUUGCAGAAUUUUUAUUUUUUUCAACAUGCUACAUCUACACCAAUUAAUAUGUCUUUUGUGAACUUUCACAUAAAUUAGUAUGAAGUUCACCUUAUUUUAGGAGUUGGAUGACACAUUGGUUCAUCAUGACAAAGCUGUGUAGAGAGUGGGGGUGAAUAAGGUUGGCAGCCUUGUGAGGCGGGGGUGAACACGUGUGUCCCAGCGGUGUGUCCUGUACGUCUUGUGCAGCUGCGUGUUUGCUCGCCAAGGAGAAUUGCAUCCCUGGCAGCAUCUCCUUGGUGACGUGCGAGACAGACGCCCAUGAUUUGGCUCUGGGAGGCACCAUGCAUGUGCUGUGCAGAUGUGGGCGAAGUCACAUCUUGUGAGAGCUUGGUGUGCGCAGGUGGGGCGGCCCUGUGUGCGCCUCUGACUCUGUCAGUGAUCGCUCUGGAGAAACCUUCUUUUGAAAGUCCUUGUUUCUAGCCUGUAAGCAUCCAGCCAAUAAGAAAGGAAUAGCUUCUGCAUUAAGCUCUAAAACACUACAGAGAACUUAAGCCAGUGUGCUGGUUUUUUUCUGCCCCACUCCCCUGCAAUGAUGAAAAGAAACCUGUUAGAAGUCAAAGCUGGAGCGACUUUGAGAACAGGCUGCUGAGGCAGUUUUUUUUAAAAGCACUUACAUUAGAAUUGAUAAAACUGAUUAUACCAGACGGAUGAUAAAUAUCCGUCUUAUGAAAUGCCGAAAUUAGGUCUCAGAGGCAGGCCUCAGUAACUGCAGGGGAACGCAGGGCGCCGGCCGCACAGCCGCCCCUUUAGCUCCGGCCGGGGCAACUCCGUGCUUUCCUCACACUCACUGUGUCUGUGUGCACAGAGCAGACGUUGUACAGCCUCAGUGUUAACUUCGUGUGAGGAGAGAGAUGAGCAGACCUGCUCAUUAUAUGAAAUAGGUUUAAAAUGAGUGUCACAUAGAAAUAGUUUUUUGAAUGGGAAUUUUCUUUUUAAUUUAAAGAAGUAAAAUUUAUUUAUUAAAAUGAGCCUUGGUAGAGUGUUAUUUGUUUGUGGUAUGUUCUUUAAUAUACUUUGUAAUUAUAUAUGCUGAUAGUUAGGAUAUUAAAGAUAGCAGUAGUCCCCAUUUUUGUAUAGAUUCUUGUAAAGUGUAAGAUUAAUCAAGGGGGAGGGUCUGCAUUGUGUGUUUACCCCGCAGAUGGAACCUACUGGAGAAGCUGUGUCAUCUGCUUUUCUAGGUAAAGGGGACCUUUCUUUGUGGCAAGAAAGUUAAGGUCACUUUGGGAUUGGGGGGAUGCCUCUUCAUCUGUAACAUUUUUUGAAAGUUAUGUUUAUGAUUUUGGGUUGUUUCUUUGUUUCUCUUUAGUCUUUAAAAAAUGUCUUUCCUCUUAACUCUUAGGGAAGGUUCCCGUCUUCCCUACAGGGCUGUGAAUUAAGGAAUGGGUGGGCCGGACAUUCCAGUACGCUAGUGUCUGCCCAGUUUCUCAGUGUAUACAUUUAUUUUCUUGAUUCGAAAUGCUAGAAGAAAGCAUAGAUCCUCCUAGUGCCUUUGAACUUACAUAGUAGUCUGAUUAGUUUAAAUCAUUAACUUCAGUAGCAUUACUACAAUACUGUAUACUGGCCAAAAUGACAAAUUCUACAAUGAGUUUGUUGCAUUAAUUUCAAAAGCCACACUUCUAUUAUAUUUUAUGUAUAAAUUGUAUUUGUUCAAGUUGUAUAUAUUGUUAUUGUAUAUAUGUGUAGCAUGGUUAAAUAAGAAAUAAAAAAUG